AUGCUCACCUCUCGUUUACUACACUCGGGAAGAGCUCUUGUUCCCUGUUUCAUUUCUCCUAUUCUCUUUGGGAACAAUCAACUUAUUACUCGAAAGCUGGUAAAUGCAUUCUCUACAAAUGCUGGAGACUGCUGUGACGAGCCCGCUUUUAAACCGACUCUUUUUAACCCAACUGAGGAACAUGCGAUGCUUCGGGAAAUGAUCCAAGAUUUUGUGAAAAAUGAAGUGGAACCUCAAGCUUUGGAGUACAACAACAAUGAAGCAUUCAAUAUGGGUUUGUUCAAAAAAAUGGGAGAAUUGGGACUUCUCGCCCCCACAGUAAGCGAGGAAUUUGGAGGUGGCGGUAUGGACGCUACGGCUUCUGUGAUUAUCCACGAAGAGCUUUCGACUUCCGAUCCUGGUUUCGGACUCGCAUACUUGGCUCACUCCAUUCUGUUCGUAAAUAACCUCUACAUCAACGCUACCGACGAGCAGCGCAGCCGCUUCCUCCCCGCAAUGUGUGCCGGAGACAAGAUCGGCGGCGUGUGCAUGACCGAGCCGGACGGCGGCACGGACGUGAUGUCGAUGCGAACCAACGCCGUAAAGAAAGGAGACACCUAUAUUCUGAACGGACGGAAGAUGUGGAUCACCAAUGGCGCCAUUAACGGAGAAUUGGGCGACGCGUUUCUGGUCUACGCGAAAACGGACGGGAAGCUGUCGAUGUUCGUGGUGGAGAAGGGAAUGCGCGGGUUCUCUCUGGGCCAGCAGAUCAAAAACAAGCUGGGAAUGCGAUCCUCCGGCACGGCGGAACUUGUCUUCGAGGAUGUGGAGGUUCCGGCGUGCAAUCGGAUCGGCGAGGAGGGCAAAGCGGCGUUGUGUAUGAUGCGCAAUCUGGAGAUGGAGCGCGUGACGCUUGCCGCGCAAUCGGUGGGGAUCGCGAAGCGGUGCAUCGAGGUCAUGAACGCGUACGGAGGCGAGCGCGUGGCGUUCGGCCAGCCGAUCAACCGGUUCGGUCAGAUCCAGAGGCUGAUCGCGGAGUCGUAUGCGGGGUAUCAGGCGGGCCGGAGCUUCUUGUACAACGUGGCGAACGGGUUGGAUCUGUUCAAGCCGGGGAAUCGGAUGGACACGGACGCGGUGAAACUGUUCUGCGGACCGAUGGGGAAGCAGGUGGCGGAUAACGCGAUUCAAGUGCUGGGCGGAUAUGGAUAUGUGGGGGAAGGCGUCGUGGAAAGGCUCUGGCGCGAUGCGAAGUUGCUGGAGAUCGGGGGAGGAACGAAUGAGGCGCAUCAGAAGAAUAUCACGAAGGAUUUGGCGCGAUCGGGGUUUAGUCUGUAUUGA
Messenger RNA from Blastocystis hominis, 1317 nucleotides. Its product is annotated as Isovaleryl-CoA dehydrogenase. The record is from RefSeq and is a predicted model, not a curated record. Lineage: Eukaryota; Bigyra; Opalinata; Blastocystidae. Bases 1 to 1317 code for a protein of 438 amino acids. Gene Ontology annotation, molecular function: 3-methylbutanoyl-CoA dehydrogenase activity; flavin adenine dinucleotide binding. The transcript is spliced from 7 exons. Gene Ontology annotation, biological process: L-leucine catabolic process.